AUGUUGAAGCUGGCCGAAUUGAUUGAGAGAGACGCUGAGCUGAUCGCAAAGCUCGAGACGACCGUCUUGCUCAACUCCGAACUCAACAGUAAACUUUACAGUGACGAAAUAUUCGGCCCGGUCCUCUCGGUCAGGACUUUCAAACCGGAGGAGGAGGCGAUAAAGCUUGCUAACGAUACCACCAAUGGACUUAGCUAUGACCUAAUUUUCAGAUACCCUGCACACGUAUUUCUCUUGACCUCGGACGGAAGAACUGACAAAUCCCACUAG
Exophiala aquamarina CBS 119918 is the source of this 270-nucleotide messenger RNA. RefSeq lists its product as uncharacterized. The record is from RefSeq and is a predicted model, not a curated record. Bases 1 to 270 code for a protein of 89 amino acids. Gene Ontology annotation, molecular function: oxidoreductase activity, acting on the aldehyde or oxo group of donors, NAD or NADP as acceptor. Lineage: Eukaryota; Fungi; Ascomycota; Eurotiomycetes; Chaetothyriales; Herpotrichiellaceae. The transcript has a single exon.